This is a messenger RNA of Coregonus sp. 'balchen', 6074 nucleotides long. The record is from the annotation of a GenBank genome assembly. Lineage: Eukaryota; Metazoa; Chordata; Actinopteri; Salmoniformes; Salmonidae.
AUGUCUAGAAGAAGUGCGAGACUUCUUAAUGUAGGGUACUAUGACCAGUCCUCAGAUGAUGAAAUCUCUGGCUCCAUGGUCUCCUACAAGGAGAGCCCUGUGCCUAGGUAGGUAGGUGUGUGUGUGUGUGUGUGUGUGUGUGUGAGUGAGAGAGUAUCGCUGUGUGUGCGGUGAUGCUUAUUGCACUUACGGUGGUAUUAGCACAGUGUUAACUGUGUGUGUGUCAAAUCAAAAUGUAUCUGUGUGUGUCUGUCUCAGGGUAUUCAACAAGAGGAAACCGAGAACAGGGGGCCAUAAGGGAAUCCAAAAGCCAAAUCAGCCAAUCAAAGGUGAUGAAUUAAUUGGUACUGGUGACAUCACUUCCUGCCUGCGCUAGGGGUUGUCCAGAUUGAUAACCCCUAUCUAGCCCCUUGUCCCUAGGACAUGGUUGUUCUGUCUUGCCAACUCCAUGACAAUGAUCAUAGAGUUUGAACAACACAGGACGUCCCUAGCCCGGGGUUAGACACUUUUGUAGAUUGGAAAUAUGCAAAGGAAAGUCAUAAUGCAAUGUUUACCCCACAGCUGUCUGAGCUCUCACCCACCCCCACCCCCCUCUUUCAGCCCGCUCUCUCGAAGGUUAGCAUCCGCCCACCGCCCCUCAUCCUCCCCUCCUCUCUUUCUCUCCCUCCUCCCCCACCCCUCUCUUUCCCUCCUCCCCCCACCCUCUUUUCUCUCUCUCUCCCAACAUCCUCCCACCCCUCUCUUUCUCUCCCCCCCCUCCCCCCCCCUAUUCCUUCCCUCCCCCUCUGUCAGUCAUGGCGCCAACUGUGAGGGCCGUCCAGAGAAGGCAGACCUUCCUGUCUCCUACUGUGGCACCCAGUGUGGCCCCUGUUCCUUUGGCCCCCGCCGCCUCUGUGGCCCUGCAGCCCAGCAUGAGCUCCUCCAGCAUUGGAUUCACCAGAAUUGACAGCUCUGGCUACUGCUCUGAUUCUGAGGAGCCACUGAGGGUCAAGACACGCUCCAACAGGAGACUAUCCAGCGGGAUAGGCACUAGGACCAGUGCCAGCGCUAGCUGCAGUGAGUUCAGUGUGUCUGUCUGUGAGAGACAACACUAGCUUGGCAUUUGCAUGUCUUUAUAUGCUUGUAAAAAAUAAGAAGAUAAAAAAAGCUGGUUAGUUAGCAUUAGCUUAGCAUCAGUGUGUCUCAAUUCAAUUUUCAAUUUAAGGGCCUUUUUAAUUUAUGCGUGUCUCUCUGCUUGAAAUUUGUCAGCAUUAGUUUAGCAUUAGCUCGUCGCUUUGCUUUUGCCUUGUUUGUUAGCAUUAGCAUUAUCUUUGGCUCUGUGUGUCUCCCUGUAGGCCGUUCAUGUUUCCCGACUGGUUUGCCAUCCUGGUUUGUCAUCUUCCUCUUCCUCCUGCCCGUUCUCCUGACCUUCCGUGAGUGUGACGUAACGUUCAUGUUCACACAUCUAAAUAUCCUCCUAUAAAUCUGUCCUCUGUGUGACCCGAACCACAAUGUCUUCCCUGCAGUAUUUGUCUUUCCGACCGUGUUCCCCACCAUGAACCUCAACCUUCCAAUGAACCGGCCGACUCAACCUGACUCUCCGCCCGACCUGACAUCAAAGGCUACAGUAGGACCUCUGUUUUUCAUCUGUCUUCUGGUGACGUCUCACAUGGCACACUAUACCCUAUAUAGUGGCCCACUUAUGUGGGCUCUGGUCAAAGGUAGUGCGCUACAUAGGGAAUAGAGUGCCAUUUGGGGCAGACUGUGUUAUCUAUGUCUUGAUUGGGUGAAUGCUGCAAUGAAGCUAUGCAUGGGCAACACUCUGGUUGACUAGUUAAAACUCUUUCUACAGUAUGGAACUUCUAUCAUGGAUUCAGCUCUUGAAGACAAAAUGGACAACAUCCAGGUACAAAAUAGAGAGAGGGGGGUGGAGAGAGAAUGCACAAAAUGUUUGGCCAUAUUAAUUUAUCUGUCCAUGUGCUUGUCUUGCAGAGAGAGAUUGAAAUUCUUAAACAGAAAGCACACCAGCACCGAGGCAUUUCCCAGGUGAGAAUAGUCAAUCUAUCCCUUUGUAGUGGAAGUACCUGGGAUUAUUUUCUAUUUUUUGCUGUAGUAUUGCCAGUUUGUCAAUUGAGAUGUGGUGUCAAUAAUUGCCCUUCUGGAAUUAAUAAAGUUUAUUCAAUUGAAUUGUGUUUGUGUCCACCAACAGAUGGUACAAAGACUCAAUAUCGACAUGAGGGGAGUAAGGAGCGAGAUGAACAACGUCAGAGGGAAAGGGAACAGGUGAGUGUGGACCAGUCCUGAAACUACCCAUAUAGUCCCUAGCUCCUACCCCAUAAAAAAACAAGACAAAAGUUAUGUUGUAUUCUAUUCUAGAAGACAAAUAUCUGUUUCUCCCAAAAUAGAAAAUACAUUUGUUUUGUGUUGUUUCAUUCUAUUUUAUUGUAGUGUCUCUAUUGCUGUCUCUACUGCUGGAGAGCGUCUGGCCCAGGACGCUGCCGAGUUCGGCAGCAAGAUGGCUGAUCUCCAAGAGGAACAGUCCAUUACCACACAGAGGGUCAGAGCCCUGGAGGACACCAGUGAUACGGUAACACACACGUACACGCAGGCACACGUGCACACACACACACACAUACACACACACACUUCUCCUAAUAUGCGUGAUCUCUGUGUGUUCUCUAGCUGCAGCAACAGGUGACCACCAUUCAAAACCAGCCUCCCCCUGCUCCCACACCAGAAAACAUACACCUGACACCUGAUUUUAAAGAGGCCAUGGAGAAAUGGCUGCGUGACCAACUGGCCCAGGUGGGUUUAUUUAUUUUCUUGUAAAAUAAACAGAAGAUGUGAUGCGUUUUUAAAGUUGACCGUGCAUGUGUGAUUGUGUGUCUGUCUGUGUCUCACAGGAUGAGAGAUGGGACAUGAAACGGGUGAUAAAGGAUUGCAGUCGUCCGUUAGCGGACCGACUGCCUGACUUUGCCUUGGAGUCUCAAGGUUUGUGACAUCACUGUACUUCAGCAUGUUUUCCGUAUGUGCCACAGAAAUAGUCCCAGCACGUGUGGAUGCUUUAUAGACUACAGUAUUGUGUGUGUGUGUGUGUGUGUGUGUGUGUGCGUGUGUGUGUGUGUGUAGGUGGCAGUAUUGUAACCAGCAGAUGCUCUGAGACGUAUCACACCCGUUCGGCCUGCGUGAGCUUCCUGGGGAUUCCCCUGUGGUAUCCUGAAGAGACCCCCCGGACUGUCAUCCAGGUUGGUACCUCUCUCUCCCUUUGUGUCAUCCAGGUACCUAUAUCUCUCUUUCUGAAGUGUGUCGUCUUGACCACCAUGUUUAAAUGCAGGUUAACCAUUCUCCUACAAUUUCCGUGGCCUGCGGAAAUCUAAUUAACAUAAUACAAAAAUUCCCAUCUAAAUCCAUCUGUUUAAGCUAGAGAUAUUUGUUUCUUUGUAUGGGCUGCGUCUCAAUCCACCACAUCCACCGAUAUCGCCCUUCCGCAUCUGCGGUGAAAGGUGGCAAAUUAUUAUGAGACUCUCACAAACACGAUGAUGUUCUGUUUUUUUAUAUUUUUUAUACACUAAAUUUUUUACAUUUUAGUCAUUUAGCAAACGCUCUUAUCCAGAGCGACUUACAGUUAGUGAGUGCAUACAUACAUUUUGUAAUUUUUCAUACUGGCUCCCCGUGGGAAUUGAACCCACAACCAAGGCAUUGCAAACGCCAUGCUCUACCAACUGAGCUACAUCCCUGCCAGCCAUUCCCUCCCCUACCCUGGACGACACUGGGCCAAUUGUGCGCCGCCCCAUGGGUCUCCCGGUCGCGGCUGGCUACGACAGAGCCUGGAUUCGAACCACGCGAUGCAGUGCCUUAGACCACUGCACCCCUUCAAAUGAGUGGAUUCUGUUAUUUCAGCCACACCCAUUGCUGACAGGUGUAUAAAAUCGAGCACACAGCCAUGCAAUCUCCAUAGACAAACAUUGGCAGUAGAAUGGCCUUACUGAAAAGCUCAGUGACUUUCAACGUGGCACCGUCAUAGGAUGGUCCUCUGUAGCUCAGCUGGUAGAGCACGGCGCUUGUAACGCCAAGGUAGUGGGUUCGAUCCCCGGGACCACCCAUACACUAAAAUGUAUGCACGCAUGACUGUAAGUCGCUUUGGAUAAAAGUGUCUGCUAAAUGGCAUAUUAUUAUUAUUAUUAUGCCACCUUUCCAACAAGUCAGUUUGUCAAAAUUCUGCCCUGCUAGAGCUGCCCCAGUCAAUUGUAAGUGCUGUUAUUGUGAAGUGGAAACAUCUAGGAGCAACAACGGCUCAACCGCGAAGUGGUAGGCCACACAAGCUCACAGAACGGGACCGCCGUGUACUGAAGCGCGUACCGAGGUCCAAACUGCCUCUGGAAGAAACGUCAGCACAAUAACUGUUUGUCGGGAGCUUCAUGAAAUGGGUUUCCAUGGCCGAGUAGCCGCACACAAGCCUAAGAUCACCAUGCGCAAUGCCAAGCGUUGGCUGUAGUGGUGUAAAACUUGCCGCCAUUGGACUCUAGAGCAGUGGAGAUGCGUUCUCUGGAGUGAUGAAUCACGUUUCACCAUUUGGCAGUCCGACGGACUAAUCUGGGUUUGGCGGGUGUCAGGAGAACACUACCUACCCCAAUGCAUAGUGCCAACUGUAAAGUUUGGUGGAGGAGGAAUAAUGGUCUGGGGCUGUUUUUCGUGGUUCGGGCUAGGCCCCUUAAUUCCAGUGACGGGAAAUCUUAACGCUACAGCAUACAAUGACAUUCUAGACGAUUCUAGUGCUUCCAACUUUGUGGCAACAGUUUGUGGAAGGCCCUUUUCAGCAUGACAAUACCCCCGUGCACAAAGCGAGGUCCAUACAGAAAUGGUUUGUCAAGAUCGGUGUGGAAGAACUUGACUGGCCUGCACAGAGCCCUGACCUCAAAAUCAAAUAUCUAAAUGAUCCUUGGUAUGACCAUCUUAAAACAAUUCCAUAUGUUGGCUUAGUAGAACCGACCCCCCCCUUAGACUCUAGAUCAGUGUUUCCCAACCCAGGUCCUCCCAACAAUAACAACAAAUGUAUUGUAACCAUGGACAAGCACACCUGAUUCAACUUGUCAACUAAUCAUCAAGCCCUCAAUGAGCUGAAUCAGGUGUGCUUGUCCAGGGCUAUAACGAAACAGUGUACUGUUGGGGGUACUGGAGGACCAGGGUUGGAAAACACUGCUCUAGAGGGUUAAAGACUGAUCCAAAUACACCUGUCACUCAUCUUUCACCCCCUCAGGGCCAGCAGGUGCUGCCUGGCAAGUGUUGGCCGUUUCCUGGGGCCCAGGGCACUAUGACCAUCGCCCUGUCUCACCCCAUCCACGUGACCCAUGUCUCUCUGGAGCACCUCUCCACCGCCGUCUCCCCUAACGAACGCAUCGACAGUGCCCCCAAGGACUUCGCCGUCUACGUGAGUCACCUCUGAGGGCCUGUAUUCACAAAGUCUCUGAGUGUGGGGGGGGGGGGGGGACCCUUUCCUUCCCUGUUCAGCACUCCAACUCUGAGGCUCUUUCCUUUCUUGUACCACAUAGAAUCUACAGUGGGAUGAUUUGUACAGGGAUGUUUUAGUGCUAUGUAGAAUACCUUUUAAUUGACUCCCUCACUUUUUCCCACUCGCUUUCUGUGUAGGGCAUGUCUACUGUCAGCGAAGAGGGAACACUGCUCGGAAUGUUUACAUAUGACCAGGCUGGAGAUCCCCUCCAGACAUUCAAAUUGCCUGUGAGUCCAAUGCUGACAAACUAUUAGAGAUACAUAGUAAAGAUACAGGCUAAUGAGACAGGUAGGGAUACAUAGUAAAGAUUCAGGCUAAUGAGACAGGUAGUGAUACAUAGUAAAGAUACAGGCUAAUGAGACAGGUAGAAAUACCUUUUGGGGCCUAAUGUGUAUGCAUUAAGACUUAUCUCAAAAGUAAAUAAGCUUGGACUUCUCUCACCCUCUUCUCACUCUGACUUUUUUUUUCUCAGAACCCUACUGCAGUGUAUCGGUAUGUGGAGCUCCAUGUCCUCAGCAACUGGGGUCACCAGGACUACACCUGUGUGUACCGCUUCCGGGUUCACGGCAAGAUGGCUUCCUUUUGA